Serpula lacrymans var. lacrymans S7.9 is the source of this 654-nucleotide messenger RNA. RefSeq lists its product as uncharacterized. NCBI's taxonomy places the organism in Eukaryota, Fungi, Basidiomycota, Agaricomycetes, Boletales, Serpulaceae. The transcript is spliced from 2 exons. Bases 1 to 654 code for a protein of 217 amino acids. Gene Ontology annotation, molecular function: protein binding. The record is from RefSeq and is a predicted model, not a curated record.
AUGCAGGUCAUCAUAGAACAGGACUUCAGUGUUGUAGACCUUGCCAUUGGUGGACCCAACAACUCUUUUGCAUUUUGCGAACCUCACAAGCUCGAGAAAUGUACAGACUGUGAUAUUGACUUUGUUUCUGUCAACCGUCUGUCGAAGAUUCUGCUUGGAAGCCCAAACCUACGCUGUCCACCUCCUGCAAAUGUGGUCUCCCAGAAAUUAUCACAGGCUAUAACAAAUACUAAGGACGAAGGAAAUAACAUGUACAAAACCGGCAAGCAUAGAGAUGCCAUCUCGCGAUACACGAUGGCUGCCAGCAUUGCUGUACAGCGCCCGCCUUGGGAACUAAGUCAGAUAAUGCGGGAAGAACUCUCCACUGUUAUAUCUAAUCGCUCUGCGGCAUUGUUCGAGCUUGGUGACUAUAUUGGUGCCCUCGUGGAUGCAGAGACUGUCAUUUCUAUCCGGCGGAAUUGGAGCAAGGGCCACUUCAGGAAGGCAAAAGCUUUGGUUGGGCUGGGUCAAUUGGAUGAGGCGAAAGAUGCAGUUACGCUGGGCCUACAAUUCGAGCCAAACAAUAACGUAGGUUUUGGUCUUAUGAUACCAUGGUAUCCACGUGCUCACAAUAAACACGCCCUUUACCUAGGAGCUGAACGGUUAUUUAGCUGA